UAAACAAAAACAAAAAGCAAAAGAAUCUCUUAAUUUAAAAGAUGAGACGUCUCAGAACCCUUUCGAAAAGUUGUCCAAAAUGCGAAGCUGGCGUUGCAGUUGCGAGUCGAAUAUGCGGCGAAUGUGGAUUUGCUUUUGCCCGACAAACACGAAGCUCGGUCACAACAACUCCGAGUACGAGCAGCAGCGGAGUUCAGAAAAAGGGAGAAACGAAGGCUGUGGCAGAACAGAGACGCACAGGAAGAGUUCGAAUUGCGAAGAAACCGAAUUACUAUGAUAGUCAAGAGUUUGAGAAGAAAAAGAAGAAGGAACGGGUGACGAGAGGUAAAAACAUAUUUUGCAACAGAAAAGGCAAAGAAGAGACGACAAAAGUAAAAGAAACGACAGAAGCACGAGCAAAACGAAGACGUGCUAAAAAGGAAGAAGAAGAAGGUCGAGAUAUGUUGGAAAAAAUUCCAAUCGAGAAACAAGAGUUAGCUAAAAUUAUCCUCAGCGAAAUUAAUAGAAAAAUGUUUUCCGUUGUAUGGAAACCAUCUGACUGAUAUUUUUUAGACAUUAAGGACAACAAAUUCAUAAACACAUUCAAAGAAAAAAAUAUUUAUUUUAUAAAUAAAUCUACCGUGGUUUUCUAAAAAAAAAGAAAAAUACAGGAGAAAUAAAUUCAUUUGA
Messenger RNA from Culicoides brevitarsis, 669 nucleotides. RefSeq lists its product as uncharacterized. The record is from RefSeq and is a predicted model, not a curated record. The transcript has 3 exons. Bases 42 to 542 code for a protein of 166 amino acids. Lineage: Eukaryota; Metazoa; Arthropoda; Insecta; Diptera; Ceratopogonidae.